GGGCUGGCCCAAGGCCAUGGCCAGAUGGCAGCAGAUGCAAACUCAGAAUACUCCUGUGUGUCUGCAGACAGUGUCAUUCCCCAUGAAUUCAAGACCACCCAGGAGGAUGCAGCCCAUCCUAAGUCCUCUGCCGUGGUCCCUCCUGGUGGUGAAGCUGCAGAACAAGAAUCCUCUGCCUCACACUACUACUCAUGUUUCUCCUCCUUGUCUCAAAUCAUUCGGGCUAAUGAGGAUGAAUUCAAGACGACCCAAGAGGAUGCAGCCCAUCCUAAGUCCUCUGCCGUGGUCCCUCCUGGUGGUGAGGCUGCAGAACAACAAUCCUCUGCCUCACAGUACUUCUCCUGUUUCUCGUCCUUACCUGAGAUCAUUCGUGCUAAUGAGGAUGCCAUACUUUCUACAGGAAUUCAAUACCUGCAGCUUUCCCAUCCCUCUGUGGAAUACUUCAUCAUCUGAGUGUUCAAGUUUGCUGAUCUCUGUACUCCUGGAAAACAGCAAUGAUUAAGAAAUCCCCCUACCUUUUUGCAUUCUGGGAAACAGCUUGAUGCAAAGAACCACCCUUCUCUGCAUGAUUGUUGCUUGUUCACCCAAAGUGAUAUCUGAAGAGUGGCUAAAGCCAGAAGAGGGCUGCAGAUACACACUGGAGACCUCUCUUCAUGGAGGUGGGAGGUGACAACCGGCAGCUUGAAGUAAUGAAGUCAAAGAAUUUUCAGAAGAGUUCGGAAAAAGAGAAUAGACUUGGGGUUAGAACCUUCAGGCAUAUUAGAUAUUCGAGGAAAAUCAAGAAAUCCUAGUACUGGUGACGUUCAGACAACACAAGCAUUGGCACACCAACCCCUUCUUCAUAGUGGAAAAUACGUGUACAACUUGACUUCCCCAAAACUUACCUACGAGUUGCCCACUGUUGACAAGAAGCCCUACCAAUAACAUGAACAGUUGGUUAACACAGAUUUUGUAUGUUAGAUGUAUUCUCUAUUCUUAUAGUAAAGUGAGGUAGAGAAAAGUAAAUGUUAUUAAAGUUAUAAGGAAGAGAAAAUACAUUUACAUACUGUACUCUUUUAAUAAAAAAAAUCUGUGUGAAAGUA
Molecule: messenger RNA, 1082 nt
Organism: Mustela erminea (ermine)
Lineage: Eukaryota; Metazoa; Chordata; Mammalia; Carnivora; Mustelidae
Product: protein FAM170A-like
Exons: 6
Coding region: 17-502 (161 amino acids)
Source: RefSeq, a predicted model, not a curated record